Molecule: messenger RNA, 414 nt
Organism: Heterobasidion irregulare TC 32-1
Lineage: Eukaryota; Fungi; Basidiomycota; Agaricomycetes; Russulales; Bondarzewiaceae
Exons: 3
Coding region: 1-414 (137 amino acids)
Source: RefSeq, a predicted model, not a curated record
AUGCCCAGGAAAAACAACAGACAGUACAAGAAGAAGACCAGUGUGCCAGACAACCACUAUGUUGGUGACAAUCUGUCACUGUCAGAAGAGUACACCAUCUUGUGGGUAUAUAAAGAGCAAUAUCGCUCAAUGCCAGAGGACAGGGCAGAAAUAGAAAGGAUGAUAGUUGAGUUCUUCCACUACUUAGCCCAAAAAGGCUUUGACGAUAUUGGCGUUGUACGUAUCUAUUCAACUAUGCAUAAAACCAACACCAAAUUUGGUGACAAAAGAGAUCAUAUCCAAGUUCGCGUCUAUGCAAAGGAUGGACAUCGUUGGUGGGUUCGAAAGGGCAAAAAGGAUAGAUGGGGAGCAAUUCAUAUACCAAAAGACCGUCACCUUUGGAGACCACUGCUUUUUGUUGAGAAAAAUGCAUAA